Molecule: messenger RNA, 2835 nt
Organism: Heterotrigona itama
Lineage: Eukaryota; Metazoa; Arthropoda; Insecta; Hymenoptera; Apidae
Source: the annotation of a GenBank genome assembly
AUGGACAAAUUUUACAAAAAGAUUCAAACAUAUCUAAUGAAGAAGAGUCAAGAAUGUGGAGAAUUAAAAUUUCUUACAUCUUGCAUAACAGCAGAGAAUAACAUUCACAUUGAAGACAUAUGUGAAUCAUUAAACAAUAUAUUUAAAAAUUAUGAUGUACCUAUAGAAGAGAAGGCUUCAGUAAAUGAUGAAAAAUGUACACAAUCAUAUAAAUAUUUAUUAUUAAAUACUAAUUUCGAGAAUCAAGAACGUUUGGCAGAAGAUAUUGUUAGUGGUCACUUAGUUGAUAUGUGUCCACCUUUAUCUCCAUAUUUGUUUAUACAAAUAUUAUGGAAUCUUGAGUAUGAGAAGAUCUUAAUUGAAUCUCUUUUAUACAUGCCAUUAGACUUAUGCAUAGAAAUAAUAAACAUAAUUACAAAAUGUAUAGAUAGAUUAGAUCCUUUUCAAAGAUCUAUUGAAUGCAUAUUUCAACUAAUACCGACCAUAUAUACCAAGUUUCUUCAUUUAAAAGAAUUUAGUAUACAGUCCAAAAAUGUGGAAGAAAGCAUACAAAAUUUAUUGAUGAGUUUUGAAGAAUUCUUACUAUUAUUAACAAAUCCUAAGUUACCUUAUUUGAUAGAAGUAUCAGGCUUAAAGAAAUACGAACGGUAUGGUAUCAUUUUAAAAAAAUUAAUUUAUACAACAAAAAAAUGUUUGGAGACUAGAAAUGAAAAGAUGUUGAUUUCUACUGAUCUUGAAAAAUUAUACAGUAUUACGUUUGGAAAAGAAGAACAUGUAAAAUGUGAAAAUACAUUGAUAGAAAAUACUAUGUCAACAUUAAAUCAACAAAUAAUGGACUUAUUAUUAAGUAAAAUCAAAGAAGUUGAUUGCAAUAUUUACUUAAGCUGGGCAGAGUUGAAUGAUCAAGAAAACAAUAUGAUUUCUCUACAACGUUCUAUUGGAAUUGAAUGUUAUUAUUUCAUAGAUUUUUUAUCGAAUGAUAAAGAAUUUUCGAAAAACGCACAUUUAAUAGAAUGUUUACAACAAUUGUCAAGUAAAUCAGAUCCUAAACAAUCGAGCUUCAUUUUAGAUUUAUCAGAACUCUGUUCUGCUAUAUCCAAUGGUAAAAAGGAACUCAUGAAAGAAUUAUUAUCUAGAUACAAAGAAUGGGACCGCACGAUACUUAAUUUCAUUUAUGACAAUAGAUCAUUGUUGGAAAAAGAAGACUGUUUAACAUUGCUAGAAUACCUUACUUUUAUCCUUCAGCAAUCAACAGAGGAAGAUUUUAAAGAAUUUACUUAUGAUCUAAUUAUGAAAGUAUUGUCGUUUCAAAGUAUAUCAGAUAUCUACGAAAUUAUAAUGAUGUAUUUAACUAAAUUUGAUGGUAAAAGUUAUUUAGAAUCUCCGAAUACGGAUGCAGCAUUUCACGAGUUCGUUAUGCGAAAUACAAGUCUACAAAAUUUUACGAAUUUAAAAACAAUCUUAUUGUUUCUUUUAAAAAAUCCUAAAAUGGUAUUGACAGUACUUUUGAAAAUCACUAUCGGUCAUCCUCAUUAUGGAAAUAUCAUGAUUUCUCCUAAUGAUUUGCUUUUACUAUCACCAUUUAUGCAAAUAAGAGAAAGUGAUAAUCAAGUACUAUUAACAAGUACGCUAAGGAUCAUUUGUAUAGAAAACAUAGAAUGGAAUGCUAAGAAGUUUAUGAACUUGGUGAAUGUCAUGUUAGACAAUUCUGUAAUUGAAGUGCAUGAUUUGAUAAAUAAUGUUUAUAUACCAUAUUUAAGAGAAGAUACAUUUAACAUAUCAAACAUAAAUGUAGUUCUCAAUAGUAUUCACAAAUUACAAGUGAAAUGUACUAAAAAUACAAAUAUUAAAGAUUUAAUAAUAAUUCUCGCAAGAAGAAUGUCGUUUCUUCGAAAAAAUACAAAUAUCGACAAAUAUACGAGCAGCGAAAUAUUUUCUCGAAUAACAAGGAUAUUGUCAUAUUUCUUGGAAAAUGAAAACUUUUCUGUUUCACUAAAAAGGGAGAUAGUAAAUGGAAUUGGAUCUAUCAUUGAACCAAUAGACAAAUUAUAUUUCGCUUCUCUUUGGCAUUUAAUGCAGAAAGGUAUUAGUAUAAUUGAUAUAAUAGAAGAUUAUGAGAGACGUUGUUUUGUUGUACUAAACAAACUGAAAGAAGAAUCAAAAGCUUCACAAAAAUUACGAUAUUACUUAUCUAAUUUAAGUUUACUAAGAGAAGAUUUUCUGCGCCAUUUGAUCAUUCGUUCAACCGAAGAAGAAUAUCAAAGAUUAGGUUCGGAACUUACCAUAAUUUAUUGGUUCGUUUUUGGAUGGAACGAUGAAAUCGAUGCGUUUGAUAAUUUUCUACGCUUGACGAUGGAAGCUUGUUGUUUAUCUCUGGAAUAUUCAACCAUCGGUGGAAACAAUUUAUUUGUAUAUUUAUUUAAAUCUUUUACGCGUUUCUGUAGGAUAUUUGUAUCCCUCGAAGGAAUGGAAAAUCAGAAGAAAGUAUGCCAAUUAUUAAUUAAAAAUAUCAAUCAACUUAACGAAAGCAUAAAACAUAGCCCUUAUGUGAAUUUAUUCACUAUCCAUCUUACACAUUUCGAUGGCCAUACAGAAGACAAUGAUUUUGUAAAUUUUCUUCAAGAUAUUUUGAACACUUUUCAGCAUUUUGCUGAUGAGUGUUUCGAAUACAAUAAGUGCAAUGAACAUAGUGAAGAAACAUGUAAAAUAUCUCAUUCUCUAAACGUUUCGAAUUUUUAUAUAAUUCAUGAAGUAAUUUCUGCUUGUAUGAAAGUAUCUCCAACAGAAGCUUAUGAAUGUAUUAGAAUAAUGGACGAAGUAUUUACGUCGAAUUAA